Messenger RNA from Ramularia collo-cygni, 1014 nucleotides. RefSeq lists its product as uncharacterized. Bases 1 to 1014 code for a protein of 337 amino acids. The record is from RefSeq and is a predicted model, not a curated record. Lineage: Eukaryota; Fungi; Ascomycota; Dothideomycetes; Mycosphaerellales; Mycosphaerellaceae. The transcript has 2 exons.
AUGCCUGACAGCAAACCCGAGGAGAUUCUGCGCCAAGCUGUGCAGGACGCUACAGUGACUCCGCACGUCAUCCGACUCUGCCUUGAUACACAGUAUGAAAGAGCUGCUGCGUUGCCUCGCAAGUACCGGCGUGACUUCGCCCAGGAACAAGGCAGAGCUGGCCUCGCUGCUCUAGCACUCAAAUGCAUGUGGAGUGAUGAGAGACUGUGGAGACUGAUAGUCGUAUUCGACCGCAACACGCUGUUCCGACUGAGCUACUACGCGAUACUGGAGGGUCUCGAGGAUCUCGUGAUAGACUUCGCAUUUGUCACCCUCACCGAUACAUCAGUAUUGGCGGAGGAGGGCCCUUAUAGUGUCUGGAGGGGCCAACUACUUGAAAGCCUGGUUCAAGCCCAUAGUUUCUACGCCACCUUCACCACCGGUUUGUCCGGCAUGUUACGUUGCAUGCUUCACAUUGUAAACAAGCAGGCCGUCGCGAUUGCGGACUACAAAACACUUUCCUCUGGAAGCAAUGCGCCCCGCUUUGAUCCCUCCAUCGUGUCGCUACAGGCAGCCGCAAACCAUUGUGCCYCCGCGCUUCGUGACAAUCUUGAUGGCAACACAGACGUCGAAUUGUUCGAAAAAUUCGCGAAGUGGACGACCGAUCGCUCAUGUUCACGUCCCGUCAACAUGGCUUCUCUAGCCAUGUGCCAUCCAAAAACGCCGACGGAGACCCUUGCCAUCGAUUUCCUCCACGCACAUCCAAAGCAGGUGCACUAUUCUCAAUAUAGAGAGCAACGUACAAAUGCAUACUUUAAUCAUUUCUUGCAGCGGACUUUCGACCUCGCAGUACGGAACAACAAUGCAGAAGGUGCCGCGUGGAUUAAAGGGCAUUUUCAAGACCGUCUCGAUCCCACGACAGAUAGAUUCGCUCCUCCCACAGCGCGGGAUAUUGCGCGUUUAAGAUUGAAGAAACAGCAAGCACAAAUUCGACGGAAGAAUAGAGGAGACCGUCCACGGAUCACCUACCACUGA